UCCAAACAUUUAAAGUAUUAUUGUUGAUUUGUAAAGGAUAGGAUUUGACGCAAAACAAAUUCCAUAAAAUGUUGAAUAACUGGGGCAGAUGGCAUGAGUGUUUUUAUAUACUCAAUAAGGCACAGCACACUCGAGGAAACAGCCUUGGCCAGCAGUUCUAAGUAAAACGUUGCGAAAGCCACAACUCGUCUGACUUGUAUGUAUCUUAAUUUUUCCCUGUUUGUUUAAGGUGUAAUUCUUCAGUCGCCUCAUUGUGUCCGUUUUUCAAAUAGUAAAAGAACAAAGAGCUUUACUGUAUUUCCUUGGAUCUAUGCAAUGAUGAGUUUAAUGAUAUGGUGUUUAUUGUGGCUGUUAUUUGGUCAUGGAUUCACAAUGAAAAUGGGUUGGAAUGAAGAGCUUGAGUUUUGUGAGGAAGAAUGGAAGAAAUUUGUGGCCGACAAAAUUGAAAUCGAUUCGAAAUGCUACAAUACUCGUACACGUUGUUGUGUUGAGGAGAAGAAAUAUCUUUUGGAGCGAUUUAAAAUGUUUAGUGAAAUAUGUCCACUUGAAGGGACAUGUGGAUGCAGUCCGAUUAUUUUGAACGUUGCUCCUGGGCCAUUCUACGGAUAUCGUUAUUAUCCUUAUUAUCCUUAUUAUAGUGAUAUUCCAUCCGCAAAAUGGAAAGAACCAGAAAACUUCACGUGUUCACAUAAGUACAUAAAUGAAAAAGUAGAAAAGACAUAUCUUACAAGUUCUGAUAGCUUUGAAAUCGGACAACACAAAAUCCCUUACAAGUAUGUUUUAUACGGUGGAAAAAGUCACACUUGUUAUGUUGUCAUCAACGUGAACCUAAAACGAGAUACGAAUGGAUUUUUCAUCAAACAUGUUCAGUCAGGAUUGUGUGUUUAUGAUUAUUCAGGACGUUCAUUAAAGUUUUCAUGGGAUUGUUUUGACAUGAGAGCUCAAUUUAAAUUUUUACAAUCUGGCUCAAUCUUGAAGCUGGAUUCAAAAAGUUGUAUUUCAUGGACGGGAGUCAUCAGCGAACUGUUGCUCUCAAAUUGGUAUGAAGGAUGCGGAGCCAUUUAUGCAAUAACCCAAACAUAUUGGGGUGGUCUAUUCUUUUCACGAGAUAAAAAAUGUAUAGCAGAACAUACCGUAUUGAAACUUGUCAGUUGUAAAAAUGAAGAAAAUCAGCGAUUCAAUUUUGGCAAGUGAGAAUAUUCAUCCAGUUAGCGUAGAUAUACUUAAACUCUAAUUAAAAGCCACUGCAAGGCCACAGAUAUAGGAAUGGC
Xenia sp. Carnegie-2017 is the source of this 1271-nucleotide messenger RNA. RefSeq lists its product as uncharacterized. The record is from RefSeq and is a predicted model, not a curated record. The coding region runs from base 316 to 1194 and encodes 292 amino acids. The transcript is spliced from 4 exons. Lineage: Eukaryota; Metazoa; Cnidaria; Anthozoa; Malacalcyonacea; Xeniidae.